ACACACGCACACACACACACGUCGUCCAAAUGGAGCUGCUUUGAGCCACUGUUUGAUGUCCCGGCAUUGAUGAGAGCCUGUCGUCUUUGUGGGUCUGCUGCAGCUGCCGUGUGCUGAUAGGGUAUGCCUCAUGUGUCCUGUUUGUGGGGUUUUGUGAGCCAACCAGUUCAAGGCCUCUAAACUUGUUGUGGAAUGGUUUAUCAUCAUGAUAUCCACAUGGGUGUCAGUGAUUGCCAUGCUGGCGGCAUUUGUGAAUGGAGACAGAAAAGACGCUGUCACACAGCCCUGUGCGACGGUCCAGACGUCCAGCUCGGUGGUAGCUCUGGGGUCACCUGUCACAGCCACCUGUGUCAUCAGAGACGACUGCCCUCUGGCCACUGGACAAGCUGUUCGUAUCGAGUGGCGCCUCAAUGACCGCUCUGUCCCCGACAGCUUUGUAGCCAAUGAGAGCAGCAGGAUUUCCCAGGUUGUUUUACAAAGCUUCAAUGACACCAGGGCGGUCCUCACCUGCUGCACCCAGGGCCCUUCUGCUGUCAUCCUGGGAGGAGUGGAGAUCAGAGCGGGAUAUCCCCCUUCAGCCCCAGAAAACCUCUACUGUUUGACAAACCUGACCACCCCGAGCACCAUUUCCUGUCGCUGGGACCCCGGACAGCGUGAAACCCACCUUCUCACCAAGUACAGCCUCCACACACACAUCAGGGAUUCAAAUGAGAACUUUACUUACAAGCUGCUUCCUGGAAAGCACCGCUACACCAUCCCUCGCUCGGACUUUGUCUUCUUCUCUGAAAUGGAGAUAUAUGUGAAGGUAACAAAUGAACUUGGAGAAACAACCUCAGAUCCUGUCGUUUUGGAACCAGUAAGUGCAGCUAAAUUUGACCCACCAAAGAUUCUGAGUAUCCAAGCGAUACCUAGAAGGUACGGCUGCCUAACGCUGAGAUGGGCCUUAUCCCAGCACCAGACCUGGAUGCAGGCCGCACGCCUGAACCUGGAGGUCCGAAUGAGGACCACUGACCACGGUCAAUGGAGUGAACAAAUCACCGCACUGAACCGUGUGAGAGCAACAAAAUCCGUUGACCAGUGUCGCCUCCUCCACGGGACUCGCUAUAUUUCCCAGAUCAGAGUCAGAUACCAACAAAGCCCCUGGAGUGAAUGGAGCAGCAGCCAGUCUGGAGUCACCUUGGAGAGUGCUCCGACUGGACGCUUAGACUCCUGGGUGAAGACUUCAGGAGAUCAAAUGCACAAACAACGUAACAUACAUUUGUUUUGGAAGCCUUCAAAACAAUUUCAUGCCAACAGCCAAAAUGUGUCAUAUGUUGUCUCACUGCAAAAAGGUGAAAAGGGUCAGGUGUGUGUUACAGUGGGGAAUUACUGCUCCUUCCAGCUCCCUGCAAAAGCAAAGAAGGUGUAUCUGAGUGCAGUAAAUGCAGCAGGGAAAUCCACCCCCACUGAAGUUCGCAUUUACACCCCUAAAGCUCAUUCUGCUUUACUGGGCGAUAUCGUGAUCACCCCCUAUGACGACAGAUCCCUGCUGGUCCGAUGGACAGGUCUAGAUUCCUCUGCUCUCACUGGUUAUGUGGUCGAAUGGAGACCUUUGUUACAAACAGACCCCUCCUUCGUCGGCUUUGAUAUCGUCGACCGAAACCAGUCAAGCCUCAUCAUAACAGGCAGCUUUGAGCCGUACAAGCCCUACGGGAUCUCUGUGUAUCCCAGGUUUAAGGACGGGAUAGGGCUGCCUCAGACUGCUAAUGCCUACGCCAGACAAAAGGCUCCAUCUAUGGCUCCAAAAAUGAGAAUUAAAAAGACCUGGCAGUCUCAUGUUGAGCUCACCUGGGAUGAAAUACCAUUAGACCAAAGGAACGGGAUUAUCCAAAGCUACAGUGUGUUUUACUGGGCUCAGAAGGGACCCGUUCACGUUGUGAAUGCAAAGCCCGAUGAGAGGAGGGUUCUGCUCAAAGACCUUAACAACAGGCUUUUGUAUGACGCCUUCAUGAUGGUCAGCACACUUGGUGGGAAUUAUAAUGGAUCAGUAAUCCACUUUGGUGUUGAGCCUUUCGAUGCAGUCGCUGUUGUGAUGAUUGCAAUUUCAUCCUGCGUUGCUCUGUCUUUGAUGGUAAUUUGUUUGGCCAUGACUUGUUUCUCCAAGCACAAAAGAUUGAAGAUGCGUCUUUGGCCAAUUGUUCCAGAUCCAGCUAACAGUAGCAUCAGGAAAUGGUCAUCAGAAUCAUUACAGGAAUCCCUCCGUACUUCAGACAGCGAGGAGCCCAACCCAGUAUUCCUGACCCACCUCAGCUUCUUGGACCUACAUAUGACAAUGACAAAAGAGAAGGAUGACCUUUUCCUGAGCGACCCGGAGGACACCAGCGACCUGGGAGAGUCCAUCUGUGGUUCACCAUUCAUCCCUGGCUACUCUGGAACUAACAGUGAUUCUGUUCCCUACGCCACCGUCAUCUGCUCCAGUCCAUGUUCCAGUCCACCGUCCAAGGACUGUCAUGUCUACCUGCGCUCCGAGUCCACGCAGCCGCUUCUGGAGACAGAGGAAGCCUUCACCCCAAAGUGCUACCAGAUUAUUCCAUCUGAUAGGAUGAUGAAGAGGGAGCAGUGUUUCUUUGGGCCAUGCCCUAAUGAUGAGGUUGAGGGAGAGGCAGAUAUUGUGUGGAAUGAGUUUCCUUUUCUACGAGCAUUAGCCAUGAAUGAACCUCACAAUGACUAAAAGUAUUUGGCUGAUUGGAAGAGAAAGAUGUUUGUGCAAAUUUGACUUUAUAUUGUGAGCCUGAAUGAUGCAUGAGGUAUGAUGAGAUGUGAGGUAUAAGAUGUGAGAAAGAGCUGUAAAUGCAAGAUACUGAAGACAAAACAUUUUUUUCUGUCAGAUGAUUGAGAUGCUUGUGCUUGUUUUCUGUACUGAACUAUGAAGCUGUGAAAAUACAUCAUUCCUAUGUUUGAAAAUAAACAUUUCUUUCCUUAAAAAGA
Sphaeramia orbicularis (orbiculate cardinalfish) is the source of this 2967-nucleotide messenger RNA. It is a transcript of the gene csf3r, whose product is annotated as colony stimulating factor 3 receptor. NCBI's taxonomy places the organism in Eukaryota, Metazoa, Chordata, Actinopteri, Kurtiformes, Apogonidae. The transcript has 17 exons. Gene Ontology annotation, molecular function: protein binding. Bases 206 to 2710 code for a protein of 834 amino acids. The record is from RefSeq and is a predicted model, not a curated record.